AAGGGAGCAUCACGAGAAGCAUGAUGCCAAAAUGAUGCGCGCCAUGGAGGAGGCAGAGCGUAAGAAGUAGAAAUCCAUAUGGAUCACUGCACCCAGCCGUUUCGUUAUAUAACACCAUUUCGAUCAUCCUGCAGCUAUGCCAUAAAUGCGGCUAAACUGAAACUGUAAACACUUUUGUAUGCGACGUAAUAAAGACUUGAAUGUACCCAAAGCACUAAUCCAUUCUGAGGAUAUGAUGAGUGGAAAUUAUCUGUAAAUUAUCGUCGAACCAUGGCUUGUGUGUAUGUGCAGUGCCAUACUUGAAACAAAAUAGAAUGUUAUCUAGGGAAAAACACCUCUAUUGCAUUAACACAAAACAAGGAACCGGGUGCAAAGCGGAUUCUCCCCAGUGGAACACUUGAAAUGUUCAACCCAUAUCAAACGAUAGACGAUUAUCAGCAGGCCAGCCGCUCCACUUCGCUGCCACCUGGUUGAAUGUGUCCACUGCCCGUUCGAUGCUCCUCCACACGCGUAUACAAAUUCAAAUCCAAACGAUCAACAUCAAUGAGGACGUACUUUCUUGAGCGCAAACGCAAAAAAACCAUGUCACCGGAGCAAACCCUUGAAGAAUCCAUCUCGGACGACUCGACGGUCAACACGGUGUACACUUUUGUAGAUCGUGCCGCCACGGCAGCGGCAAACAACAGCAAUUACACGGACACUGCACUGGCGCAGCUGUACGCGCACAUUCAGAGCCUUCCGGAGUCCUCCAAGAAGCGUCGCCUCAUCAAGCAGUUUAACAAGCAAAACGGACAAGGCACACCGCUGCAGGUCAUCGCGAGGAGCUCCAGCGUGCCAUAAGGGAGCAUCACGAGAAGCAUGAUGCCAAAAUGAUGCGCGCCAUGGAGGAGGCAGAGCGUAAGAAGUAGAAAUCCAUAUGGAUCACUGCACCCAGCCGUUUAGUUAUAUAACACCAUUUCGAUCAUCCUGCAGCUAUGCCAUAAAUGCGGCUAAACUGAAACUGUAAACACUUUUGUAUGCGACGUAAUAAAGACUUGAAUGUACCCAAAGCACUAA
Molecule: messenger RNA, 1056 nt
Organism: Drosophila miranda
Lineage: Eukaryota; Metazoa; Arthropoda; Insecta; Diptera; Drosophilidae
Product: rho GTPase-activating protein 19-like
Exons: 3
Coding region: 475-840 (121 amino acids)
Biological process (GO): regulation of small GTPase mediated signal transduction; signal transduction
Cellular component (GO): cytoplasm
Molecular function (GO): GTPase activator activity
Source: RefSeq, a predicted model, not a curated record